AGCAAAGCGUGAACAUCAAGAAAAUGAAAAAAAAAAAAAGUGUAUAAGCAAAUUGCCAAUUGGAGUGAAUUAUUGGAUCCAGAUCCAAGAAGGGGGAACUGGGUCGUCGUCGUCAUCGUCAUCGCAAUUAAUUCCGAAUGUCUGCCAUGGUCGAGAACGAGCUCAUACCGGGGCUCCCGGAGGAGGUCGCCCGCGAAUGCCUCAUCCGCCUUCCGAUCGAGGCCCUCCGCGCCGCACAGGACGUCUGCAGGCACUGGAGGCGCGUCGUCGCGUCCCCGCCCUUUCACCGCCUCCGCAGGGCCGCUGGACUCGCCCGACCUGUCAUCGUCUUCGUUCAGUCCGACCCCGCCUCCACCCCCGCCAGCAAGCACUCCUUUCCUUCCCCUCUUUUUUACCGUCUGGUCGUGUUCGAGCCGGCCACCGACGCCUGGACUUCGCCCCCGAUGAUCCCCGGCCGUCCCCACGGCCUCCCGCUCUUCUGCCAGCUGGCCGCCGUCGGGCGGGAGCUGGUGGUGAUUGGCGGGUGGGACCCCCGCACCUGGGCUGCUACCGACGAGGUCCACGUCUACGGCUUGGUGUCCGGCGUCUGGCGCCGCGGGGCGCGGAUGCCUGGCCCGCGGCGUUCCUUCUUCGCCUGCGCCGCCGCCGAGGCGGAGGGGCGGUGGUUAGUGUUCGUGGCCGGCGGGCACGACGAGAGCAAGAACGCGCUGCGGUCCGCGCUGGUCUACGACGUGGCGGCGGACGCGUGGACGCAACUGCCGGACAUGGCGCGGCCGCGCGACGAGUGCAAGGGAUUCUUCUCUGGCGGUGCGUUCCGCGUCCUCGGGGGUUACCCGACUGAGGCGCAAGGUCAGUUCUCGCAGACCGUCGAGGCGUUCGAUGUGGCCACCUGGCGGUGGGCGGCAGAAGGGGACUCGGCGCUGGAGGAGGCGGCCAACCCGCGGACGCGGACAUGUGUGGUGUCCGAGAAAGGGAAAAUUUACAUGUGCCGGGAAGGAAGGGAAGUGGAGAUGAUGGAGGAAGGCGGCAGAUCGGGGUGGGGGAGGGUGGCGGAGCUGCCGCGGGAAAUUAGGGCAGCUCUGCACAUGGUGGCGUGGGAAAGGGGGCUGAUGGUGCUGGGUUCAGGGGCCCGCGGCGGGCCCCAGAUGGCGUACGUUCUUGAAUCGGGCUGUGAGGAUGAGGAGGGGACCAGGACGUGGCACGAGGUGGCGGUGCCGAGGGAGUACUCGGGCCAUGUCCAAGCUCUGUGCAGCUUCGAAGUCUAGAAGCUCUCCGAAUCACCACCAGACUGGAAUUGGACCAGGGUCUUGCUCCUGCUUCAAUCAAGCUUUGUGAAAAUACCAAAAAAAAAAACAUGUAAAUUUUAUUUGCGUAUUAAUGGAUUUUGGAUUUUGCUA
This is a messenger RNA of Zingiber officinale, 1397 nucleotides long. RefSeq names its product F-box/kelch-repeat protein At1g15670-like. The transcript has 2 exons. Gene Ontology annotation, biological process: regulation of phenylpropanoid metabolic process; negative regulation of cytokinin-activated signaling pathway. Bases 138 to 1265 code for a protein of 375 amino acids. Gene Ontology annotation, molecular function: protein binding. Lineage: Eukaryota; Viridiplantae; Streptophyta; Magnoliopsida; Zingiberales; Zingiberaceae. The record is from RefSeq and is a predicted model, not a curated record.